Messenger RNA from Ilex paraguariensis (yerba mate), 2334 nucleotides. NCBI's taxonomy places the organism in Eukaryota, Viridiplantae, Streptophyta, Magnoliopsida, Aquifoliales, Aquifoliaceae. The record is from the annotation of a GenBank genome assembly.
AACUCGCUUUUUACACUUUUCAACGUUUUCAGACAAUGAGACGACGCUACACGUCUCUCUCUCUCUCUCUCUCCCCCCGAUGGUGAGUUUUUGAUGGAGUGAUCAGUGGUUUGAUUGGAGCGGAAAACUGGCAUCUUAUGGGGUUUGGUGUGUAAGAAGCUCUCUUCCGACUUCCGAGAGUCUCUUCUCUGUCGUUCACAUAUCGAAACCUUUGCCAAAAUUGACCAGAAGCCAUCUAUGAUCUGAAGCUUUGUUCAAUGGCUGUUGUCAGAACAGAAGAAGCCUCCUCUUCCACAUCUAGGUGUACUUACCAUGCAUUCUUGAGUUUCAGGGGCAAAGACACCCGCAAGACCUUUACUGAUCACCUGUACACAGCUUUGUGGAAUGCAGGAAUUCACACAUUCAGAGAUGAUGAUGAACUUGAGAGAGGAGAGGAUAUCGAGUUGGAACUACAAAAAGCAAUUCAAGAAUCGAGGAUUUCAAUAAUUGUCUUCUCAAUCAACUAUGCUUCUUCGUCAUGGUGCCUUGAUGAACUUGUGAUAAUUCUCCGACGCAAGAACACUGCUGGACAUAAAGUUUUGCCUGUCUUCUACAAUGUUAAACCAUCCCAAGUGAGGGACCAAACAGGGAGCUUUGCGAAAGCAUUUGAUAGUCAUGAAGAACAACUCACACAGGAGACAGACGAAAGAAGAAAGGCACAGAUGGAAAAGGUGGAGGGGUGGAGGGCUGCUCUUAGAGAAGUUGCGAAUUUGAGUGGGAUGGUCUUAGAAAAUCAAGCAAACGGUCACGAGGCGAAGUUCAUUGAGGAGAUAAUUGAGGAGACAGAAAAUAAACUGAAGCGCACACUCUUAAGUGUUGCUCUAUACCCAAUUGGAACAGAAUCUCGAGUCCAAAACAUUAAUUCGUGGUUACAGGAUGGGUCUACAGAUGUUGGCAUUGGGGUGAUAAGUGGAAUGGGCGGAAUAGGAAAGACGACCACUGCGAAAGUUGCUUAUAACUUAAACUAUGAACGGUUCAAAUAUAGUUGCUUCCUUGCAAACAUUAGAGAAAUUUCACAACAACCCAAUGGUCUGGUUCAUUUACAAAGACAACUACUUUCUGAUAUUUCAAUUGGUAAGAGGGAAAAGAAAUAUAACAUUGAUGAAGUCGUCAUGAUAAUUAAAGAUGCGAUAAGCUGUAAAAAAAUUCUUCUUGUAUUGGAUGACGUGGAUGAAGAGGAACAGCUAAAUGCAUUAAUUGGAAAAUGGGAUUGGUUUUACUCAGGGAGUAAAAUUAUAAUUACAACCAGGCGGGAGCAAUUGUUAAAGGCUCAUGUAGUGCAUCAGAAGUACAAAAUAAAGGAAUUGGAUGAUGAUGAGUCACUCCAGCUCUUCAGUUGGCAUGCCUUUGGACAAGACCAUCCUUCAGAAGAUCACAUGGAUCACUCAAAACGUGUAAUACGCCACUGUGCAGGCCUGCCUUUAGCUCUUGAAGUUAUGGGUUCUUCUCUAUGUAGCAGAAGUGUGGAGGUAUGGAGAAGUGCAUUGGAGAAGUUGGAAGCAACUCUCCAUGAUAAGAUUCAGAAAACACUUGAGAUAAGCUACAAGUCUUUACCUGAUGAUCAUGACAAGAAUUUAUUCCUUCAUGUUGCAUCUUCCUUUGUUGGAGCGGAUGUAGAUGAUGUGGUCAAAAUCCUAGAAGAAGACUACACUGCAAUUGGUAUUCAAAACCUGAGGGAUAGAAGUCUCAUAACAGUUGAUGAUGACAAUAAGCUGAUGAUGCAUCAACUGCUUCAAGAAAUGGCAAGGACAAUUGCACGUCGAGAGUCAUCCGAAGAGCCUGGGAAACAUGGGGGAGCAUGGAAUCAUAAGAAUUCUUCUACUGUGUCAGCAGAGAAAACUGGUACAGAAAUAGUUGAUGGACUGGUUCCAAGUACACGUAUGUUGGAGAAAGACAAGUCUGUCUGCAAAGCAUCGCGUGUUGGUAGAGCAAAACGACAGCAUUCAGGAGAUUCAUCGGACGAAUCCAUGGUGUCAUACCAGGGCAAGCCGUUAAAAAGGCCCCUUAAUAGCAUCUUCUCCUGGCUUGCAAUAACCAGUGGCUUUGCAAAAUUGUUUCCUGGAAAGAAGAGUUAGACCCGAAAACGGAUGCAUUUGCAAUGAAUGCCUACUAACUGGAGCCUGUAGAUGACUUCUGUGCUUGACUCUAUGCAUUGUGUGUGAAUAUUGGCUUACAUUUGUGUAUACAUUGGGAUCAUUUUAUCAAUUUUUUUUUAAUAAAAUACAUGUUCUUUUUGUUUAUACUCUUACCAUUCCAUAAGAUUAUAGAAAAACCAUAGUUAUAAAACGUGAAAUG